Pungitius pungitius (ninespine stickleback) is the source of this 5265-nucleotide messenger RNA. Its product is annotated as SH3 domain and tetratricopeptide repeat-containing protein 1. The record is from RefSeq and is a predicted model, not a curated record. Gene Ontology annotation, molecular function: protein binding. NCBI's taxonomy places the organism in Eukaryota, Metazoa, Chordata, Actinopteri, Perciformes, Gasterosteidae. Bases 123 to 4163 code for a protein of 1346 amino acids. The transcript has 20 exons.
CGUUGAACGAAGGGACUUUUAUUUUGAAAAAGAAAUAGACGCCAAUUCCGGUGGUGCGCUUGACGCUCCUAUCCUUUAGUGGGAGCGGACUUUUGUCGGCCUCACUUCGCGGUGUGCAUGUGAUGGUGAGGCGGGGACUGCUCACUGGGGACCGGGGAGACCUCACAGUUCUACUUGGAAACUACUUGUCGGCCAGGUCAAACCGAGACGGCGGGUACCGGAGAAAGAUGUCUGCAGACGGCCUGCAGCACCGGCAGGUGGCGGAGAAAACGAACCGACACAGCAGAAAAGUGCAUGGUUUCACCAGAGAUUCUUCAUGUCUGAGGAGAACUGUGUCAACAUGUGAGGAAAAAGUCCCAACAGCUCUGCCUCUGCUGCUGGAUGUGGUGUCGGGUCCGGAGCGUCUUCCUGCAGACGAGGACUCACAGGAAAUGCUAAGAGGGAAACUGCGCAAUCUGCAAGCUGACAGCCCAGAGGUCAACGCUCUGUUCACGGAGCUGGGCAUUCACCUCAUCUCCAUCGACAGUGAAGAGAAAGUCAUUUAUGUGACAUUCAAAACAUUUGAGGAGAUAUGGAAAUUCACCUCAUAUUAUUCAAUAGGUUUCCUGGGUCACUGCAUGGAGAAUCUGUUGUGGGACCCGAAGUUUUGGCUCAGUUCUUUGGAGGAGGACAUUGCAAUCAAGGUCUCUGUUCAGGAGGACUCACUCCACCUGAUCUACAAAGGCAUCCUCAUGCAGGAAGGUUCUUUGUUUGCUAGAUGUAGUACCAACCAGAUGUUUGACAGCUCCACCUCUGGAGGUGAUCUGUACCUGGAAAAGGGAGACAUAGCCCAGUUUGAGCCUCCGUUCCUGGGCUCCGGGUGGACUGUCCUCUGCCUGGCCGAUGGAGCCCGAGGUACCGCACCCAGACCUGGGCUUGAGCUGGUUGUCCCUUUUCAUCAAUGGUUUCUCAAAUCCUGCCCAGAGAGCAUUUUAAUUGGUGAUGGUAAACCCUCCUGUGACUUCCCUCUGCACUUUGCCUCAGGAACCUGUCUGGCCACAUCAGGGUAUGAUGCUGAGGGCCCGGAUGAGCUGAGUGUGACACCCGGUGAUCGCAUCAUCAUCGUUGGAAUCCUGGUGUCUUGUUGUGAUUGGUUCACAGCGAGGAAAGAGGCAACAGGAGAAGUGGGUUUGGUCAAGACAAGCCUGGUGAAACCGUCCACUGACAUCCACAAUUCAGAAGAUUUUUUUCUGGAUGGAGAGGAAGUGACAUUCUUCAAUCUGCAAGAGGACAAAGCCAUAGAAGAAACCAAUGCCUUAUUGAAGAAGAAAUCUCAAAAUGAUCCUGGUCAUAGCUACAAACUUGAUAUGAUCAGUUACCAAGAUGCUGAUAAAAAAAUACCAUCCAGCUCUUCAGGCAAACUUCAUACUCAGCUGACUGACUUGAAGACAAAUAUUCAGAGGUUUCUUGACCCCGGACGAGAGUCAUUGCCCCCAUCUAUAGUGACCAUGAACGGGACUUUAGAGGACGCUGACCUGGCCUCAGAAGCAAAAAAAACAAGUCCUCCCUGUUUCACUGUUCACCCGGUGGUAGAAGGAGACAACAACACAGAAAUCUUCAUUCUGCUUUUCUCUUUCCUGGAGGGACAAGACUACAAAAUAGAGUUUGGCCCCCUGUACAGACUCAGUUCUGAACUCCUGGCCUCCUCCAUCUUUACUGGUCACUCGGGAGAGGAUGAUCUGAUUGCUUUCCUGGGUGUUGCCAGGGAAACAGCCAGAAAGAAGCGACUCCUUUGGUCACAGACUCGUUUGUGCUUUCUGCUGGGUAAGCUCUGUGCUGGAAGAUCCAAAUUCAGCCAGGCUCGGGUUUACUUUGAGGAGGCUCUCGGCGUGCCACAAGAAGGCUUUGCGGACCUCAGGCUGUUGGCCAGUAUCUACUCCAACCUGGUCGCCGUAUACCUUUUGCAGAAAAAUACAGAGAGUUUCUUUGCUAUGACAGAGCGACUUGUUGCAUUGCUAUUCGGGACCCCAGACUGCUUGGAAUGCCUAGUGGACAACUCGGCUCUUAAAUACAUCCUCAAGAAAGCCGUUCUGUCCCACAACAAGAUGGCAGAGGCCCGGGCUUGUCAUCUACUGGCGAAGCACCACUGGACUCAUGCUGAAGGGGUACGAGUUGUUCCUUAUCUUGAGAGACUGCUUGUUCUUAGCACUGAAGCACAAAGAACGUGGGGCAUCUCAACCAGUCAUGAAUACCUUGCCCUGGGAAGGCUCUACAGCGAACUCCGACUUCCCCAUCUCAGUGUCAGCUCAGCAAGGAGAGCUUCUCAGCAUCCCUCUGCUACACUGACAAACUGCCUCAGCAGCAUGGCUCUACUAUUGAGCAACGUCAACAGACUGAAUGGGACCCCAGAACAGGAAGUAACCCUCCCACCUCAAGUGGCUCCCUAUUUACACCAAGCCCUUUCUUCUAAAAAAGUCCAAGAUGGAAGAAGUGACCGACAGCAUGUUUUGAGCCAUCAGCUUACCGUUAGUCUCUGCCAACUCUUUUGCAAGCACAGGAUGGUUGGACACGCUAUCGGCCACAUACACACCCUCAUCGACAGCGAUGGACUCCCGCAGCGACUCCCCAUCUCUGUCCCAGAGAGAAACAGUACCCUCAUCUGGCUGGCAUGGCUUCACAUUGAGAACAAGCAGCCAGACGUUGCCUUGGAUAUCCUGGACUCUGUCCUCGCUUCCAUGCCUGAACAUUGCACUACCCUUCAGGAAGGCGUGGUCCUCAACAUGCGUGGCGUGGCAUUUCGGUGCAUGGGUGACCUCCGGAGGGCGGCAGAGAGCUACGAGGCGGCUGUGGACGUCUGUCAAGAGUAUGAGGACAUGCCAAACUGGGCGGUAGCGCAGGCUAACCUGGGGCUGUUAUGUCUAAAGGCUAGAGCUAAAGAUUUGGCACAGAGACACCUGACUGAGGCCGUGCAGCUCUUCUCUGAGCUCGACGGAGAAGGCCAUGAGUCAAACUUCAUCACAGUACUGCUGGAGCUGGGUCAGCACUAUGUGAAGCAGCACCAGCUGGACUUUGGGAAAGGAUGCUAUGAAUGGGCUCUACUGCUGGCUAUCAACGCUAACCUGUUAGACUGCCAGCUCACUGCAACUAGACACCUGUACCAUCUGUAUGGGUGUGAGAAUCCAGACCAGGCCCAGUGUAUCAUUUACAGCCAGCACCAGGUCCAGCUGCUGAGACAAACAGGAGACAGAGGACGGGAAGGAGAGGCGCUGGAAGCCAUCAGCCAGCUCUACCUCACUCUGGGAACAGAAAGGGCAUACAAGGCAGCCCUCGACGACACCAAGACCAGUCUUGGUAUUUUCAUUGACCUGGGCUGGAGGGAGAAGGAGGCGUACGGCUGGCUGCAAGCGGGAAAGAUCUACCACCUAGUCAACCAAACUGAACUUGUGGACCUUUACGUGCAGGUAGCUCAGGAUGUUGCUCUGAGUACCGGAGACACCGGGUUCAUCUUGAAGCUUCUGGAAGCGGCAGGAGACAUUUUCUUCAACAGCAGCAAGGACCGGGACAAGGCCAUCACUUUCUACAGGGACCGAGCUCUGCCCAUCGCUGUGAAGAGCAGCAAUGUUCGUUCCCGGCUGAGGUUGUGCAAUAAGUUGACGGAACUGAUGCUCAGUCUCAAGCUUUAUGGUGAAGCUGUGGAGUUUGCUCAGACCUCACUGGACAUCAGUCAAACUCUGGGCGAGUGUCUGAAUGAGCGAGUGGCUUGCCAUCGUCUGGCCUCUCUGUACCACUGUCUGGACCAGUAUGAACUAGCUGAACACUAUUACCUGAAAACCCUGACCCUCUGUCCAACCUCUCUGCUGUUUGGUGAAGAAACACUGUACUAUGUUAGGGUGUACCUGACGCUGGGGGACAUCAUAUUCUAUGACCUGAAGGAUCCAUUUGAUGCUUCGGGCUACUACCACCUGGCUCUGGCCGCAGCCAUGGAUCUGGGUAACAAGAAGUCUCAGCUGCAGCUGUGCACCCGCCUCGCAACCAUCUACCACAACUUCCUAAUAGACCGGGAGCUCUCCCUCUUCUUUUACCAGAAGGCACGGGCCUUUGCCGCAGAGCUGAAUGUGAGGAGGAUAAAUAUCUCACCAGAUCAGCUGAAUAGUAGCACCUCACAGUACGAGACCACCAAAUAACCGUACGGACACUUUGGGGAGUCAAGCUUUUGUUUUACAGGACGAAAACUUUAGUGGGUGGAUUUGUUUGUGUUCUGGUACAGAAAUUGUUUUUUAUAACAAUGUCCUGGGUUCAUUUACACCCAGUAGUGUGUAAAUGAACCCAGGACAUUGUGGGCACCCCUGCUCUAAUGGAUGAGCGGAGUCGAAGUUGACUGACUGCCUUGUCAGCAAUUAUGCCAGAAGCAUUGAGACUACAAAGCAGAUGAUACCCACCUUUCAGACUUAAAUUUGAAGAGAUAAUUAAGGUCUCAGGGUGCCCAAUCAUCUAUUGCAUUGUGAAACUGUAUGUUUUAUUCUAAUGUACAAAUCAACUUUACUCAGGCCUCAGGAAAAGAUCAACAUACUAAUGCAGAACACUGAAAGCUUUUAUUAAUUAUCUGGUAUUUUAUUAUUGUAAUUAUUCUAAACAAGGAAAAAACUGAUUACUCAUAAACACAAGAACAUCAUCUGCAUGUAAUGAAAUUGUUCUGGUACUUCACUUUAGCGGUUUACUUAUUUUAUAGGGUUUUUCACUGAAUAAGAAAGUAACAGGACACAACCUUGUUCUGUACUCCUGAUGGAAAUAAACAAUAUGACUACCAUUAAAGUAAAACUGCCAUCGCAUCAGUCACUCCAUCACUCCAUCACUGAAAAUAUUUCCAAAGCAAAUUGUUGCAUUGUUAGUCCUAACCCACCGGUCAGAUUUCUAAUAGUAUCCCUCUUAUGGUGUUACGGCAAUUUUCUUUCCAUCUGGAAGUUCAUCAGAGUUUUAUCAGUGUGAUAAGUGUGAUAAAAUGUAAAGUUAUUGUAUUUCUUUGAUCUAGAUUGAAUAUUUUUUUUAUAUUUUCUUUCAUGAUGACCAAACUAAAAUGCAAAUGUAACGGACAUUAAACGUAUAACAAGUAUGAUGUAAGAUUGUUCCUCUUUUCAUGGCAGAAUGAGAAGAUAAAUUGAUCAUUAAUGUGGUUUGUUAGAAAGUUAAUGAAUUACCAGCAGCUGAUUAACAGUGUGUUUUAACGUAUUUAAGAGCAACAAUGCUGUUACUACACUGCUGCAUUUGAAUACCAAUAAAUAGUAUGAU